AUGUCAGGUUAGGAUUCAAAUUAUACUACAGGUUAGUAGCCAUAUUAGCAAGGCAUCAAGAGUUACACUCUUAAUUUAGCUUAAAAGAAUAUUUCAGAAUUAAAUUCUUUUCUGCCACCUCCUGAAUAGGCAUAUAGCAUCACUACUCUCAUUUUGAAGGAUAAUAAACUAAAAAAACUACCAGAAGAUUUAUCCAGAUUUAAAAAUCUUUAAAUAAUAGAUCUAACAAACAAUCCUAUAAUGAUUGAAGCUAUUAUCCCAGGUUUAUAAAGUCUUUAAAACCUCUCUGAAGUUUAUAUCAAUGCUACUCCCGAAUAAGAAAAUUUCUUGAAAUAAAACUUGGGAAAUCAUGUUAGCAUUAACGGUGACAAUCACGAUGAACCUCAUUAAGAUUAUCAAGAGAACCACUAUUAAGAAAACGAAGAAGAGCAUAUAAAUUAUGUUAGAGACCCAAUGAGAUAGAACAGCUCAUAGACUCAAUCAAAAGAGAUAACUCUUGGAAAAGAAGAUUUAGUGACACUAGCUCAAACAUUUGACCAGAUUAGAGAAUUAUACCGUUAAAAUAACCCUAGCAUUGAUCAGCGCUUGGCUUAAAGUUUUGAUUAGCAUGUGAAAAGUGUGAUGGAAGAUUUAUCAACAAAGAUUGAAUAAAAAUCUAACGAACAUAUUACAAAUACUCAUAUUAUUAAAGCAAAAUAUGCACUAUAUGAAAUAUGUUUUGCAAAAUUGAUAGAUUAUGUAGCUAAUGCUGAUAGCAACAUAGCAGAUGUUCUUUAAAAAAUCCAUGAUGCUCAUGCUAUUUUUGUAUCAGAAAUGUCAUCAAUUAUUGAGAAAUUAGAUGAAAUUAAAUUUAAUAGACCAUAUGCACCUGAUUAUUAAUAUUUAAAAAACGAAAAUGAGCAACUUAAACAAUAAGUUUAGAGUCUCACUGAUGAAAAUAAGCAUUAUCUAGAAAUAAUAGUAAAACACUCAAAAGGAUAGAGUACAGAUGUUAAUACAAAUAAAUUAGAGAGCCAAGGAGGUUAGCAAAGAGCCUUUUCUCCUUAAUUCAACCCUUAAAAAACAAAAGAGAUGAGAAAAAUUUAAAGCACAAUCAAUCAAAGUGUUUAGUCAGUUGGAGGCCCCUCUACUGUUAGAACUCUUACAAUAAGAUAAUUGAAAGAGGUUAUAGAAGAGAUAUAUAAAUCUAAAUAAACUUUUGACAAAAAAUACUAAGAAGCAUAACUUCCUAGAGAAACUAUGGAAUAGCAUAUGUAUACCUAUUUAAAUUAAAAAUAUGGUCUCAAAAAUUUAAUUAUGGAAUGGGCUGCAGCAAUCAUAAAUGGUAUUAGAAAUUUUGUAUCUGACGAUAACGAUAUAGCUGUGUUUGGAAAAAUACUUAAAAAUGAAUGUGAUGAAGAAUUUAGAUUCGUCUAAAACUAAGUUAAAAAUACAAUCUAAGAGCUUCUUAAAAUGUACUUAAGAGGUAGAUACCCAUAUAAACAUAACUCUGAGAUUAAGUAAAUGGUAAGCUAAAAAAUUGAAGGAUGGGUUUAUCUAGAAGAAGCAAGUGAUAUUAUAAAAUAUAUGUAUAACGAAGAGGAUUCUGAAACAUUAAUUGAGAAGGUUAAAUUUUAUAUUGACUAGAAUAGAUCUAACACAAACUUACCAUCAGAUAAUUUAAGCACCAAAAAAGUAACUAGAGAAUAAUUGUUAGCAAUGUAGCAAGAAAAAGAAAAGUUCAAAAUAGAAUACGUCAUAUUUUAAAAGAUUAUAUUAGACUUCCAACUAAAGAGCCACGAAAAGUUCUUGAAGAAGUUUAUCCUUCUUUUUAGAAGUGUUGACAAAGAUCUUAAUGGUGUUAUUGAUGAGGAAUAAUUCAAAGAAUUAAUUGAUAAAAUGGAUGUUAAAAAAGAUGAUACUGAAAUUUAGAGAUACUUAUCCAUAUUAGAUCCUUUUAAUAAAUAGCAAAUCACCUUUUCUUAAUGUGUUACUCUUUUUUCAUCAGAAGUAAUAGAAACUAAUGAUGGCCAAAGACUUUCAAUUCUAUAAAAAAUACAAUAAUUUGAAUUUUAGAAUCAUAAAAAUUGA
Molecule: messenger RNA, 2070 nt
Organism: Tetrahymena thermophila SB210
Lineage: Eukaryota; Ciliophora; Oligohymenophorea; Hymenostomatida; Tetrahymenidae
Product: EF hand protein, putative
Exons: 14
Cellular component (GO): cytoplasm
Molecular function (GO): calcium ion binding
Source: RefSeq, a predicted model, not a curated record